CGGAAUAACGUGUAUACUACAAGGUCAAACUGAUUGGUCACGAAUUUCUACAAGUUGUCCUGAUCCGAUACAGUUAGUUUUUGAUUUAAGAUAGAUUCACUCGUUUCUAAACCAGUGCAACAUGGAGUGUGAAGUGCGUUCGUGGAUAUCUGACGUAUUCAAAGCUCGCAAUUUUGAAACGAUAGAGGUCGAUAUUAUCGAUGAUGAUAACAAAGGUGGAUCCCUAGGUGAUAUUAUAUUCGUCAAAGUGGUAGGACGUGCAGAACAAAAUAUACAAACCUUCAAUAUAUUGAUCAAGCGGGGUAAAUCAAAUAGUGUGAUACUUGAUGAUCUGAACUUAAGAGUUGCAUAUAUGAAUGAAAUAAACCUAUACUCUAAAAUCAUACCAUUCCUUCGAAAAUUCGCUGAACACAGAAACUUGACACCUUACGAAAAUAUACCACAAUGUUUCGGAACAAUAACAAAGGAGGACCUGUAUGUUAUUCUAAUGGAGAAUCUUAGACCAAAAGGUUUCAAGAUGUGCCAAUUAAAUGAACCUCAAAGCUUGGCAUGUGUCAAGCUUGUCCUGGAGGCCUAUGCCAAAUGGCAAGCAUUGUGUUUAGCUGUUAAGGAUCAAGAACCAGAUGUAUUCAAGACUUUUGGAGAAAUCAAUAAGGAUUUUCAAGAGAAGAAAAUGAAUAAACUUUACAAAGCAUCUGUCAAGAAAGAAUUAGAUUUUGUAAUUGGAUUGUACAAAGAACGAUGUGAGAAAAAAAUGGUAGACAAAUUAGAAAACGCCAAAAACAAUUUGGAAGACAUUUUUCGUCGCAGCUCUACUUCUGAAGACUGCAGCUUUUCUGUGAUAAGACAUGGGGACUGUUGGAACAACAAUUUCUUAUUCACAUUUAAUGAAGAAACAUUAGAGCCAGAAAAAGUGGUCAUAAUCGAUUGGCAGAACUCAUUUCUUGGUCCUCCACUGGCUGAUAUCACUCAGUACCUUCUUUCCACAUGUUCUCUGUCAGAGUAUGAACGCAUAGAAGAUUUAUUGAAAUUUUAUUACAAUAUUAUCUCAUCAAAACUCAUCGAGUUUGGAAGUAAUCCUGAAAAAUGUUUUUCUUGGAGUGACUGCUAUGAUAAUUUUAAAGAAUGUCUGCCAAGAGCGGUUUAUUCAAAACCAAUUUUUGUAAGAGCAAGUCUCACCACUGCAUUCAACACUUCAUUUGAUAUCAGCAAAUCCCCAGAUGAUGGCGAUUUCCAUGGAAUGUUCAGUGAUGAAUUGAAAGAUUCCGAAGAAUAUUUCAGAAGGAUUGAUAAUACUCUCAAAAUAUUCAUGGGAAAAGAGUUACUUUGAAUAAGUUUACAAUUAAAGUCAAUUCAAUAUGUGAAAAUUGUAUUAUAUCAGUAUUAUAUAAUAUUUUUUCAUAAGAGAAAACGAUCGAUAUCUA
Molecule: messenger RNA, 1424 nt
Organism: Harmonia axyridis
Lineage: Eukaryota; Metazoa; Arthropoda; Insecta; Coleoptera; Coccinellidae
Exons: 2
Coding region: 122-1330 (402 amino acids)
Source: RefSeq, a predicted model, not a curated record